AUGGGUUCUCUUUGUGAUAGCCUCCCCAUGGACAGUACCACCACUCGCCGCUUCCAAGAGAUGGUCGCCGGUCUCAAAAUUCGUCUGCCUCGUGUCCUGGAUCCCACUGUGAUGGCAUUGAAGGAGUUGCUUGAAGGCGAUGAGGAAUUGGGGGCCCUUUGCCAUUCCAUGUUCGCAGAGGCAAAAGAGCUAGUCGAGACGAAGAGAGCCCAUCCAGUCUACCUCGCCAUCAACAGCAUUGAGGCUCUCACGCAGAUGUUCGAUUAUAUCCUGACGCUGUCUCCCGUGUGGGAGGUCCACGACAGCCCCGACAAUCUCGGUGGCCUUCCUUUCAACCUCAUCCUCAUGGUCCUCAUGGAAACCCACAGCGGCCUUCAGCUGUUCAAGCACGUCGUUAUCAACCAGCACCUUAAACAGAUUCUCCAAACAUGGGCUCGGUUUCUGGAAUCCCGUGACUCACUCUACGUCCUCAACUCGCAGACCGGCUGGCUGUCACACCGUGCCGUAGCGAAGCUAGAAGACGUCGCCAACAAACCCACUGGAGGGAUCCGAAACUUUAUUGACAUCUAUGACUGUCCAGACCCCAACGAUCCAGAAACGCUGGGAUUCCAAUGCUGGGAUGCAUUCUUCAGCCGCAAAUUUAAGCCAGGUCUCCGACCCACCCCAAGCCACGACGCUCUCCUCGCCAACGGGGGUUCAGUAAUUUUGAACGCCUGCGAGUCAAAGCCAUGGCACAUCACCCGAUGUUGCUCGGGCCACACCGAGAUCGUCCUCAAGGGCACGCCAUACUCCAUCCGCUCCAUGCUCGGCAACGAUCCACUAGCAGCGCACUUUGAAAACGGCACCGUCUACCAAGCCUACCUGUCCGCCUUGAGCUAUCACCGGUGGCAUGCUCCCGUCUCGGGCGUCGUUCGGAAGGUCCUCUAUCUAGACGGUAGCUAUUUUUCCCAGCUACCCAUGUCUGAUAUCCUGGCUAUGGAGAAGUCCCAGAGCUACCUAGCAGCCGUCGCGGCGCGUGCGGCUAUCUUGAUCGACGCCUACGAUACGCGUGUCGGUCUGGUCGGCCUUGUAGCGGUUGGCAUGGGCGAGGUCUCAUCGUGCGAAGCGUUCGUUAAGGAGGGCGAUCAUGUACGAGCUGGUGAUGAAAUCGGAUGCUUCCACUACGGAGGAUCAACGCACUGUCUUCUGUUUCGAGAGGGUCUGGAUGUCCUGUUCGAGCCGGGAGUGCAAGACAAGACGAGGGAUCAGAACAUCCCUGUGCGAAGUCUCCUCGCUCGCUGUUACGCGUGA
Molecule: messenger RNA, 1290 nt
Organism: Aspergillus campestris IBT 28561
Lineage: Eukaryota; Fungi; Ascomycota; Eurotiomycetes; Eurotiales; Aspergillaceae
Product: putative phosphatidylserine decarboxylase
Exons: 1
Coding region: 1-1290 (429 amino acids)
Biological process (GO): phosphatidylethanolamine biosynthetic process
Cellular component (GO): mitochondrion
Molecular function (GO): phosphatidylserine decarboxylase activity
Source: RefSeq, a predicted model, not a curated record